Molecule: messenger RNA, 861 nt
Organism: Rhipicephalus microplus (southern cattle tick)
Lineage: Eukaryota; Metazoa; Arthropoda; Arachnida; Ixodida; Ixodidae
Source: RefSeq, a predicted model, not a curated record
AUGGCCUACAGCAGUCGGUCGACACAGCAUGAACUUGGUUUUCAAACUACUGUUGUCACUUACCGUAGUGAUAAUAGAUUUUUGAUUGUCCUGCCGUGCCCUCGUAGAUGUUCCUUGAUUCUUGUUGAUUGCUGGUCUGUGUUGCUGCGGUUGUUGAUGGCGGGGGAUGUCGAAGAAAACCCCGGCCCUACUGCGGCCCAGCAGCUACAGACUAUUUUGGAAAAUCAGGCAGCAUUUGACCUUGCUUCAGUUCAAGAACUGAACGCAAAAAUUGAAGUUCUGGAACAUACUGUAAAAACACAGGCAGAAAGGCUAAGUGAACUCGAAAACAGAAGUAGACGCAAUAACCUCUUGGUUUUUGGCGUAAAGGAAGGCAGCUCGAAAUCGGAGUCAGACCUGAAAGUUUCUGUAGUCGACAAUAUAUUUGGCAAAAAACUGAACGUCCAUGUUAAAACAAUAGAAAGAAUUCAUAGAUUGGGCAAGCAACGGCCGGGGCAUAUUAGACUAGUCAUAAUGAGGUUCUACAAUUUCAAAGAAAAAGAUACUAUACUCCGAAACUGCAGCAAACUAAAAGGAACUUCUAUUAGCGUGAGCAAUGAUUAUUCGAAGGAGACGAUCGCGGUGCGGAAAAAGUUGUGGGACAGCGCAGCUGCGGACAGGGGCAGCGGAAAGAAGGUAUCGCUAGUUUAUGACAAAUUGAAGGUAGGCGAAAGCUUAUUUACUUGGGACUACAACCGAGAUGAACGCCAACCAUGUCGUAAGGAGCGGUAUGCUAAAGGAUCGCCAGCAGAAACGCGCAACUCUGACAGCGUUGGCGGCGCCCCGGUGGGAGGGGCAGUGGCUGCACCGUCACAUGCGUAG